This is a messenger RNA of Protopterus annectens (West African lungfish), 1831 nucleotides long. RefSeq names its product TNF alpha induced protein 6 (gene TNFAIP6). The transcript is spliced from 6 exons. Bases 106 to 915 code for a protein of 269 amino acids. Lineage: Eukaryota; Metazoa; Chordata; Ceratodontiformes; Protopteridae. Gene Ontology annotation, molecular function: hyaluronic acid binding. Gene Ontology annotation, biological process: negative regulation of inflammatory response; cell adhesion. The record is from RefSeq and is a predicted model, not a curated record.
AUAAGGUCUGGGGAACAGAUGUUGCAGCAGAGGUUUCAGUAAACUGUUUUCCAUUGAUUCUUGGAGAACAAUAUUUUGAGCCUGCCUGCUUUUGCUUAUCCCAUCAUGCUAUUUCUUUCAGCAUUUGCCUUUGCGUUUCUGUGGGAUUUAACACUUGGCUGGGGCUACAAAGAUGGGAUACUGCACAACUCGAUCUGGCUGGAACAAGCAGCAGGUGUGUAUCACAGAGAAUCCCGUAAUGGAAAAUAUCAACUCACAUACAAAGCAGCACAAGCCGUAUGCCAGUUUGAAGGUGGGAAACUAGCUACCAAAGCUCAGCUGGAAGAAGCUCAUAAAAUAGGUUUUCAUGUAUGUGCAGCUGGAUGGCUAGCAGGAGGAAGAGUUGGCUACCCUAUUGUAAAGCCUGGACCGAACUGCGGCUUUGGAAGAACAGGGGUCAUUGACUAUGGUUACCGUGUCAACAAGAGUGAGAAGUGGGAUGCAUACUGUUACAAUCCUAAUGGGAACCACUGUGGCGGGGUAUUAACAAACCAGAAUCGCACAAUUACAUCACCAGACUAUCCAAAUAACUAUGAAGAUGACCUAGUGUGUUACUGGCAUAUCCGAUUACAGUAUGGCCAGCGCAUCCAUUUGCAGUUCUUGUAUGUUGACAUAGAAGACGAUUUUGACUGCCUUGCAGAUUAUUUGGAAGUGUAUGAUGGUUAUGGAGAUUUUUACAGUCCAGUAGGCAGGUUUUGUGGAGAUGAACUGCCAGAAGACAUCCUUAGCACUGGAAAUGUGAUGACACUGAAGUUUUUGACAGAUGCAUCUGUGACAGCAGGAGGUUUUGAAAUCCAAUAUGUUGCUGUAGGAGAACCUUCAAAUGGUAAAAAUGGAAAUGGCCAUCCUGUGAACUAUAGAAGCAAUCAUCCCUGAACCAUAGGCCUGUUCUGGUCUCCCACAGUUCAAGACUGAAUUGACAGACUUCCAUCACAGACCUUGCAUAUCACGUUUUUAGACUUGGACCCUCCACUGUUCAUAUUUAUAAGUAUCAUUUACCAUAUGCUGCUCUACGAGACAUAUUUGACUCUAUAGAUUAUUUUCUAGAUUUCCUUAAGUCAUUUUUUCAACUUUGUCAAAUGAAUGAACUGUGUGAUUUAUAACAAUCUUUCAAAAUCUUAAUUUUUGCUUUUGAAAAUUUUUUUCUGUAAAACAUCAGCAAAAAACCUUCAUGUUUCAUAAAAUUAAUAUUAUACUCCAAUUUUAAUGAUUGUUUCAAACUAUUUUUAUGGAAGCAGGAAUGCCUACCCAGCAUUAAUGAGCAUCUGUGGCAACUUUGUGAAUGCAACUAAUGUAUUACCUGUACACUAGCCUUAUGAAGUCUGUUUUCUGCCUUCAAGAAGGUAGUUUCAAAUACCAUGGUAAAGUGUUUUGCCUACCCUGAUCUUGCACGCGCAAUAAUGAACAGAUAUGAACUAUUUGUGCAAAGAUUGCUUAGUACUCUGCCACUUGUAUGACAAUAUCAACAAGUACCAAGUAAUUUGUGCACAUACAUAGACAGUGCAGUAUGCACAUAUUUAUUUUGUAUUAUUAUGGUACAUACCACUGCCGUGGAUCAAUAUGGAAAGUAGUUUACUGUGCCCUUUGUAUCUUGAUAAUAUAUUCCAGUCACUUCCUACCAAUUUGUCAUGUGCCAAGGUCUGUAUUUGUGAGUGGAUAUCUUGGAUUUUGUCUUUUUUCUUUUAUCUGUACAAAAAAUACUUUGUGGAAUACCCACAGUUUUUAUGAAAGGUAUGAUGACUUUUUACCGAGAGCUUUACUGUAAAAAUGAAUUAAAAUGUGCAAUGAAAUA